GCGUUGCAGAGAUUUCUAUGAAGCAGUUACACGUUGUUCCGCCACAGCCACCGAGUUUGAAGCAAGAUCGAACUCGCUGUGACACCCGCCGAAGGUCGUCCACAGAUCCUGCCUCGGAAGUGGAAUCGAAUCGCAUUGCAUUGUUGCGUGGAGGUCGGCAAUGGCGUGUGCUGGUGCAGCUGUGGUGAAUGUGGCCGCAUUCCAGCAGUGCAAACAAUUCGGCAUUGCUUCGUCAACUCCCGUUGGCUCGGAUAGGAGAGUCCCGACCAUCCUGAGAGCACUGAAUAGCUCUUCACUUGGGAAGCAAGGCGUUGGUUCCAGGUCCUCGUACUUAGGAACACAAGUGCAAGAGACGCAGCAUAUGCAGUCGACGAGAAAGGGAGCGGGUAUUGGGGGUAGUGCACGGGCUGCGAUAUACAUUGACAAUGAGAUUUACACAGAGGAGGCAGAGACACAGGGAUCGGUGACAUCUCUACCAACCACGCAGAAAGGGUGGACUUACAGUGAGUAUGGAUCGAAAGACGUCCUGAAAUUCGAGGACAUUCCAAUGCCCGAGGUGAAGCCAGACGAAGUUUUAGUGAAGGUGCAAGCUGCAGCGCUCAAUCCCGUGGAUUCCAAACGGAUGUCGGGGAAAUUCAAGAACACGGAUUCUGAGCUUCCUCAUGUACCCGGCUACGACGUUGCGGGAGUAGUUGUGAAAGUAGGCUCCGACGUGACCAAGUUCAAGGAGGGUGACGAAGUUUACGCCGACGUUUCCGAAGCUCCAUUGAACAAUCCUAGGCAGGUUGGAUCAUUGGCACAAUUCACUGCGGUUGAGGAGAAGCUUCUAGUAAUCAAGCCCGCUAACUUGAGUUUUGCUGAAGCAGCAAGCCUUCCUCUUGCGGUUCUAACUGCCCAAGAAGCACUGGAUAGGGCUGGCCUUACGGAAGGACAAACUAUAUUUAUUAACGGAGGAGCUGGAGGUGUUGGAAGUCUAGCCAUCCAGUUGGCGAAGAAUGUGUACGGAGCAUCACAAGUGACAACUACGGCAAGCACUGGAAAGUUGGAAUUCGUGAAGAGUCUCGGAGCAGACAAAGUCAUUGAUUAUAAGAACGAAAAAUUCGAGGAAGUCUCGGAGAAGUAUGAUGUCGUUUUAGAUUGUGUUGGAGAAUGCGCCAAAUGCGUGAAGAUUGUGAAGGAGGGCGGUGCAGUUAUCGCGUUGACAGGAGCCCUGGAGCCUCCGGGUGUUCGCUUUGUGGUCACUUCCAAUGGCGAAAGUCUGGCUAGGUUAACCCCUUACCUUGAAAGUGGGAAAGUGAAGCCCAUUAUUGAUCCCAAGGGCCCUUUCAAAUUUUCAGAGUUGGUUGAAGCAUUUGAGUACCUCGACACAGGACGAGCAACUGGAAAGAUCGUUGUAGCACCCAUCGAAUGAGGCACUAAAACAUGUAGAAUGUACAGGCUCAUUACAUACCACAUAACCACCUUGGACAGACGUUUUUGAUGCUCUCGUAUCCAUGUCGGUUCCACUAUGUGGAGGUAACUGGUGUGAAAAAGGAGCACAACAAAUGUUACUGCAUUGCCAUUUUUGGUUUUUAGUCCAAACGUGAUGUGGGGUAGUGUGUCUACGAACAUGCACACUGUCGUUAAAUUUGUUGGCUACAUCAGAUACGUAGAUAUGAACGAGUGUACUCCAUGUAGUUAUCAUGCAAGCAGAAUGUUUCUCAGGGCGGUUUGAAAUUUUCAUUGUGUAAUCUUUUCUCUUGAGCGUGAAAUUUAAACUUAAUGAAUUUCUUUAUUUACA
This is a messenger RNA of Physcomitrium patens, 1780 nucleotides long. Its product is annotated as 2-methylene-furan-3-one reductase. Gene Ontology annotation, molecular function: oxidoreductase activity, acting on the CH-CH group of donors, NAD or NADP as acceptor. Lineage: Eukaryota; Viridiplantae; Streptophyta; Bryopsida; Funariales; Funariaceae. The record is from RefSeq and is a predicted model, not a curated record.